GUGCGCCUUGCCAUCCAGAACUCUGGCAGGCCGUGAGUGGGUGGGUGAUGGUCCCGGCCUGGAAGGAUAUCCACGGUCCAACGCAAGUCAAGCCCGUCACGAGCAUAGAGCCCAGUGGACCAUGUCCGUCAUUGCUGCAUUCCUCUGGCACUUGUUCCCCUUUUUUUUUCUCCGACUAAGUAGGUGCGCCGUUCCCCGUUGUAGAAACCGGGUGCGUCCAUUUGUCCAUUUGUCUCAGGGCCGCUCACAGUCGAGACAAGUAAUUGAGGCGCUGUAAUUGGCCGUCCUCCCUCCGAACCCUCGUUGUGGAAUCUGUGGCCCGCUCCCCCUCCCUUCAACCCCAGAUC
Molecule: messenger RNA, 347 nt
Organism: Ilyonectria robusta
Lineage: Eukaryota; Fungi; Ascomycota; Sordariomycetes; Hypocreales; Nectriaceae
Exons: 1
Coding region: 122-277 (51 amino acids)
Source: RefSeq, a predicted model, not a curated record